GUUGCCUGGAGAUGUUGGAGAAAUGGACGCAGGACCAAGCGUUGAUACUGCUGACGGUCGGAUUGGCAGUGAUUUUCGUCGAAGUAGGCGCAUUGCUGACCACGUUUCUCGCCUGCUCGAGGGGUCACAAGCGAGCCAAGUCCCGAGCAUCGACGUUCACGUCCACGCAAACCUUGAGCCCUUUCAGCGAAAGCGAUCACGAUUUCGGAUUCGGGAACACGAACCAUCAGAUCCACCAAUCCCAAAGCGUUGAUCCGUUAUUCGCAGGCAUGGGGAUCGAGAAUCGGAUGCACGCGGCCGGCACGACGUUCGGCGCCAAGUCUUGAAGGUGGCUAGAGGGCAGCGAGGGUAAAUCGCCGAUCGAGGUCAAGAACAGAGACAAGAAGACCGUGGGCAAUCUUCCUAGGCUGAACGACGUGUCGAGAUUCAACCGGAGCAUCAUCGAGGAGUGGAAGAACCCGUCGAAGCCCUCCGACGAUGUCUUACGAAACGACCAGCUGUACGAAGAGCGAGCGAUCGACGUGCCGAACCAUCCGUUCCAGCGGAACUACUCGAAGAAGAGCAACGACAACGCGAAAACCAGCGACGAGAAGAGGAGCCUAAGCAGAACGAAGGUAUCUCAGAACAACGGGACCGUCAGGAGCAUUCCGAUCAAACACUAUCAGGCGUCGAUAGCGCAGAACAUGGGAACGUUGAGAAGGUCCUUGGCGCCGCAGCUGCAAUUCGAGUCCUCGAUCUCCGAGCCCGAGAAGAACUGCUACAAAACGGUCUCCGCGAACGACGUAUCCUGUUCCCAGAACGAACAAGCCCCGCGUCCGAUUCGUUUCUUGAAGCACUCGGACGCUGCCAACGCGACGAGAAGGUCCUGCCACUCCUGCGACUAUCAGCGCGAGGCUCGAUCCGAAGCCAACCGGAUCAACUCUAAAUUGAAGACGCUGGAUCGCCGGAUAGUCCGAAGCGAGCACAACAUCUCCCAUCGAUUGGACGACGACGUCAGCGACUUCGAUGAAUACUUCCACAAGGUUGGCUCUAGGUCGAUGACGAUGGGUCGUUUGAAAUCGGGGAAGACGCAGGAAAAUGGAGGGGCCAACUGCCAUUCCAAGGACGAGGAGAACCGGCUGAAUAGGAAGUGGGGAACGAUCGACCUUGAACGAGGACACGUCGGUCAGAAGAUAUCGGCGUACGAGGAGAACGCGAGGUGCAGCGGCCGCAAUUGGGAGUACAGCGACAGGUACCAGGUGCUUCCGGAGAUUAAGAAGCAUAGAACGAUAGGCGUGCCAUUGGUAGGGAUGCACAAUGCGUGCGGAUUGCCAGUGGUAGCUUCCUGGCCUGAUCACGAGCUGCUGGAGCCCUUGAGGGUCCGAAGCAGAGUUAUAGGGACGCUGAGACCGAUCUUCAAGACACCCAGGACCACCGACGGUCGUCAUCGAACGCAUCCGAAGAGGAAAGCGCCACAGCCGAACCAGACCAUGUCCAGGAAGAAGCACGACGCGGAGAAGUUGAAGAAUCUUGACAAGCAAGUGGAGUGUCCGUCGAUAAAGUCGCUGAUGUCUUUGGAUACCGAAGGCGAGGCUAAAAAGAGGAGGAGGAGACGUCCGUCGUUCAAGGCGAAGAAGGUCGGGACGUUCUCGUCGUCGAAGAACUCCAUGAGGCACACCUGUAAAUCGCAUAUCAAGAGGAACAAGGAGAACUCGAUGGCUGAUAACGCUCGCAGGAAAUCACCGGAUGCCGAGAACGCUAAGAGACAGACUUUGUAUGCGAGGGACGAUGGCGAGGACUCUGUGCAAGUCCUGAAGAAUCUAUGUUUGAAUCCUCUGGCACGGACCAAGUCGGAAACCGAUAUGAUUUGGUGAUUAUUGGUCUCUGCUUUCUUCGAUGAUACCGGGUGUCCCCGCUAAGAUCGUACACCCAGGUAUUUUCUGCGCUUUUAGCAAAUUAUUCGGUGGCUAUUCGUACAGUUUAUAUUAAAUAAUAUAUUAAAUAUAUAUAUAAUAUAUUAUAAU
Messenger RNA from Megalopta genalis, 2003 nucleotides. The record is from RefSeq and is a predicted model, not a curated record. Lineage: Eukaryota; Metazoa; Arthropoda; Insecta; Hymenoptera; Halictidae.